CAAGAGCAAAAGCUGCGCACUCUUACUUAAAAAUUAACAAAUCCAAACAGAAUCAAGAACAAACUCUCCCACCCCAUCAAUCUAUCAUCAUCAUCCUUAAAUUCCAAUCACCAUUCACGCAAUCUUCAUCAAGGGUUCUUUCAAUUCCUUCCAAAACACAAACACUUGCCAUUGAAGUCAAUACCUUGUGUUAAAAAGUCGUAUCUAACUAUUUUGCUUGAUACCCACAUCAGUACAAUGGAGUAGAUAUAUAUAAUAAUAUAAAUCUAUAUCGAUAUCUGUACACACACUAAACCACACACACAUAUAUAAUAUAUGGGUGUUGAACCACCGCCUGACACGGCGGUUCACAAUCAAGAAUCAGACCCUGCUGCUGCUGCUGCUGUUGUUGUUCCAGUAGAGAAAGAGACGGAGACGGAGACGAAAUCAGACAUGGCUAAAACUUCUGCUUCGUUACCUCAACCUACUCCUUCAUGGUUCACUCCCAAAAGGCUGCUUGUGAUAUUCUGUGUGAUCAACAUGAUAAAUUAUGUGGAUCGAGGUGCCAUUGCCAGCAAUGGCGUCAAUGGAAGUCCCAGAGUUUGCACAAAAACUGGUGUAUGCUCUCAUGGAAGUGGAAUUCAGGGCGAUUUUAACCUAAGCAAUUUCAAAGAUGGAGUAAUUUCAUCUGCUUUCAUGGUUGGACUUCUUGUAGCAUCUCCAAUAUUUGCAUCAUUGGCCAAAAGCAUUAAUCCAUUUAGGCUUAUUGGAGUUGGAUUGUCUGUUUGGACUUUUGCAGCAGCUGGUUGUGGGAUUUCAAUUGACUUUUGGUCAAUCACAAUCUGCAGAAUGUUAGUUGGUGUUGGCGAGGCUUCUUUUAUUAGUCUUGCAGCUCCGUUUAUUGACGAUAAUGCCCCCGCAACUCAGAGAACAGCUUGGUUGGGAAUAUUUUACAUGUGCAUACCUACAGGAAUUGCCCUUGGUUAUGUUUAUGGUGGAUGGGUUGGAAAUGGAUUUGGUUGGAGGUAUGCAUUUUUUGGUGAGGCAAUUUUGAUGUUACCUUUUGCUAUUUUGGGGUUUGUAAUGAAACCUUUGCAAAUGAAAGGGUUUUCUCCAACAGGGACGAAAAAGUCAUUGACAACUCCAGAGACAAAUGUUAUAGAAAUCGAAGUUAUUACAAAUGACAAAGAUGUCCCUGUAUCCAAACACACCUCAAAAGAACCUUCCAGAUUUGGUUUAUUUUGGAAAGAUAUAAAAGCUCUUUUGGCUGAAAAGAUAUUUGUCAUCAACGUUCUAGGUUAUAUUGCGUACAACUUUGUCAUUGGUGCAUAUUCAUACUGGGGCCCAAAAGCUGGUUAUAGCAUAUAUCAUAUGAGUAAUGCAGAUAUGUUAUUUGGAGGAAUCACAAUUAUAGGUGGAAUUGUGGGGACAUUAUCGGGUGGUUUUAUAUUAGAUUACAUGAAUGCCACAAUUCCUAAUGCUUUCAAGCUUCUUUCAACAGCAACGUUUUUUGGUGCGAUAUUUUGCUUCAGUGCCUUUUGUUUCAAGAACUUGUAUGCUUUUAUUGUUCUGUUUCUAAUUGGAGAAAUUCUCGUAUUUGCAACUCAGGGUCCUGUGAAUUUUGUGUGUCUUCAUACUGUUAAACCAAGUUUAAGACCUUUGUCUAUGGCCAUGUCUACUGUCUCAAUUCAUGUCUUUGGUGAUGUUCCUUCUUCUCCUCUUGUUGGAGUUCUUCAGGACAAUAUAAAAAACUGGAGGACCUCUGCUUUGAUUCUAACUUCAAUACUGUUUUUGGCAUCUGGAAUAUGGUUUAUAGGUAUUUUUGUUCAAAGUGUGGAUAGAUAUAAUGAAGAUAGUGAGCAUCAAGAUGGAAAUACUGAGCGAACAAAUACAACACCAUUGCUUGAAGAAAAAACGAUCGAGACAGAUGUUGGUUCUUCUGAAGCAUGAAGAUGGUAGGAUCUUUUGAGGGGUAUAAAUGUCUUUUUUUUCUUUUUUAACAAAUAGUAGAUGUACAGCCUCUCACCAGCUAUAGCUAUUCUUUCCUUUUUUAUGGUAUUUUUGUUUGUAAGUAUUUUCGUUUUGAGCUUACUUAGGAUUUCAGAUAUGUUCAUAGUUAAAAUGCAUCUGGUUUUACACGUGUUUUUCUUUUCAACUAAUGGAAGGGUUUUAUGGUAAAAUGUCAACAAAUUUAUGUAAAUGAUCAA
Lactuca sativa (garden lettuce) is the source of this 2186-nucleotide messenger RNA. RefSeq names its product Major facilitator superfamily protein. Gene Ontology annotation, biological process: transmembrane transport. Gene Ontology annotation, cellular component: membrane. NCBI's taxonomy places the organism in Eukaryota, Viridiplantae, Streptophyta, Magnoliopsida, Asterales, Asteraceae. Gene Ontology annotation, molecular function: transmembrane transporter activity. The record is from RefSeq and is a predicted model, not a curated record.